UUAAAUUGGACACAGUGACCCCAAAAUUAUCAUAUUAAAAUUAUUGUAUUAAUUGUGCUUAUUGGUCAAACGCAUUUUAAAAAUGGCCAAUAACUAUCUGCAGCCAGUGAAUAAUCAUUUUGAUAUAGAUAAGUUUGCGGAUGUAGAAGAUGACCUGUUUUUGCGAAACACGCGAACAAGUGCAGAAAGGGCACAACACAGUACGAAUCCGUUUGAAGAUGAUGACGAGAUAUCCACAUCAUCGUCAAUUGCAGCAGAGAGACAGGCUUACGCGGAGAGGCGCAGAGAAAUAGAGCAGCGUACACUAGACUCGACGCAAAAGAGUUUGGGUCUACUCUACGAAACGGAGGAUGUAGGUAGAGCAACAGCUGUGGAGCUGGCCAGGCAGCGGGAACAACUAGAGAAGACCUCAAAUCAAUUAGAUGAAAUAAACUCUACACUACGAUUCAGUCAGCGGCAUUUGAAUGGACUAAAAAGUGUUUUUGGCGGACUUAAGAAUUAUUUGUCGGGCAAUCGGGAUGCUCCAACGGCUACUGCCUCGCCUUCUGGCAGUCAAAUAUCACAGGAGACCAACUCAAAUAUCAAUUCGAUGUCAGGUGGUGUUGGUGGUGGCGCAAUACCCAAACAGCCGAUGUCACCAACAGAGCGGUAUGACAAUCAUCCAGUUAGUGGUAUACGAGACGAUAGAAGUUCCUUUCAACAGCGCCAGGUCCAGGCUCAGCAACGCGCUGCGAACCCCUUUCAGCAGCAACUGGAAUCGAAUCUCGAUGAGAUGUGCGAUAAUCUGUCUCGCCUCAAGUUCUUGGCCACUGAUUUGGGCACUGAAAUUGAGUCGCAGAACAGUUUGUUGGACAAUAUGAACUACAAAAUUGAGAGCGUGGACAUUAAUAUGGUCAAGCAAAACAAAGAAAUGAACAAGCUUCUAAAAAAGUGAAUAUAGUAGUUCGAUGCAUAAUUGAUUCACCACAGAUGAUUUUACAUACAUAUAAUUAUACUAUAGAGUAGCCCAUAAAUGCAUAUUAAUCGUAUCGCCUCUAAUGAAAACCACUAAGUCUUGGUUUUUGUCGCCAUCAUGGAGCAUUCAUUGUUUAUUAUUUUUGUUUGUUAUUUCGUAUUAUAUUGUAUGCACC
Molecule: messenger RNA, 1130 nt
Organism: Drosophila navojoa
Lineage: Eukaryota; Metazoa; Arthropoda; Insecta; Diptera; Drosophilidae
Gene: Snap29
Product: Synaptosomal-associated protein 29kDa
Biological process (GO): exocytosis; synaptic vesicle priming; synaptic vesicle fusion to presynaptic active zone membrane
Cellular component (GO): plasma membrane; SNARE complex
Molecular function (GO): SNAP receptor activity; syntaxin binding
Source: RefSeq, a predicted model, not a curated record